This is a messenger RNA of Doryrhamphus excisus (bluestripe pipefish), 2815 nucleotides long. NCBI's taxonomy places the organism in Eukaryota, Metazoa, Chordata, Actinopteri, Syngnathiformes, Syngnathidae. The record is from RefSeq and is a predicted model, not a curated record.
GGGACUUUCUAAAUAUGCAUGCACAUUUAUGAGACACCAUUCAUAAACUUCAGCAAAAAGUGCAAUUUUUUUUAUUUUUUUUAAAUUCUAACACAUUUCUGCGAUAUUUACUUCAACAAUGACUUCAUUGUUUGUCAUUGUUUUAAUUAACCCCUGGGGCAUUCGGAUCUUGGUGAACCUGCAGAGACUGUUGCACUUUACACACACCCCCCCUCCCCAUCAGCGACACGGUCCACAGUCAGAACCAGCUGGUUCGCUUUGGUGUUGUUUCACUUGAUCCACUUUGGACCACAGCAAGACCACACUGAACUGAAGACAUGGCCGGAGUCGCACCAUAAGUUAAUUCGGAGACUAGCAAGCGCCUGUGUGCGCAUGCGUCACGUGGCGCUACGUCACUUACGUAGACUAAUGAGUGUGCGUCAUGGCAGCACGUUGUCAAGUAGGCUAACUCCAAUUUAUUUAUUCGAAAACCUGAUGCGGCCCAGUCUCACCCAGACCCUAGCUCCAGUGGCCCCCAACUUUAGCUCCAUUGAAGUCUCACGUUGGAUGAUCACUGAUCCAUAAGCAGCUUGAAGGACCCUCGGCACCGUGACAUGCUCCGACGAGCCAGCCACACAUUGGCCCGGAAGAAGUUAAUAAUUAAACUCAGUCCGACACAUGUUGCUUUUUCAAAAAACGUUUUCCGCAGAUAUGGGAAGCGUACAGAUCGGAGAGGACGGGCGCAGAAAUGAAGCCAAAAAUCCAGACGGCGGCUGGGGUUGGGUGCUGGUGGGCGCCCUCUUCGUGAGCACCAGCCUGGUGUUUGGGCUCAUGCGAGGCCUGGGCAUCUUCUUUGUUGAGUUUGUGCAGUACUUUGAUGAGAGCGCUCAGGCCAUCUCUUGGAUCGCGUCUACCGGCUUAGCGGCGCAGCAGUUCUUCAGCCCGCUGGGCGCUGCGUUGUCCAACGCUUACGACACUCGUGUCGUGGUGAUGACGGGCGGCUGCCUUGCUGGACUCGGGCUCAUACUGGCAUCGCAUGCUACCUGUCUCGUCCAUCUUUACCUCACUAUGGGCGUCAUUUCAGGGUUGGGGUGGGGAUUGGUCUUCACCCCCAUGGUGGCGACGGUCAUGGCCAGCUUCACUCAGCGGCGUUCCCUGGCUUUGGGACUGGCGUUUUCCAGUAUAGGCCUAGCUUCUUUUACUUUCAAUCCACUUUUCCAGCUCCUGGUGGAGAGGUAUGCAUGGCGUGGGGCUCUGCUCAUUCUGGGGGGGUUGAGCCUCAACAUUGUGCCCUGCGGGGCGCUUAUUCCCUCAAGGAGGCGGUCUAAAGAGACAGAAAAGACGUCUUCAGAGAGAACGUCAUCAGGUGUCGGCGUGUUCCAUCGAGUCUCGUCUUACCUGGAGUUGUCUCUCCUGUGCGAGCGUCCUUACAUGACCUACACCAUGGCCAUCUCGCUCCUCAACAUGGGCUACUUUGUUCCCUACGUGCAUCUGGUGGCCCACAGCCGAAACGCCGGCUUCUCCGAGUACCAAUCCGCCUUCGUCAUGUCCGCAGCCGGUGCUACCGACAUCUUUGGCCGCGUGGCCUCGGGCUGGUUCUCCGACCUGGGCCACUUCCGCCUCAUACACCUGCUGAGCGUGUGGACAGCACUGGCCGGGCUGUUCAUCAUGCUGCUACCCGUGAGCACCCUAUGGGGGUCCUACACCGCCCUGGUGGCCAUCAGUCUUCUCUACGGAUUCUGCUCAGGGGCACUGACCUCGCUGGCCUUCACUGUGGUGCCCAUGGUGGCCGGCGUGGAGCGUAUGAUGGGGGCGCUCGGCCUGCUGCAGCUUAUUGAGAGCUGCGCUGGACUGCUGGGAUCUCCUCUGUCAGGGUUGCUCAAGGACAUCACAGGCGACUAUAUGGCUUCCUUUCUGGUGUCGGGCUCCUUCCUCAUCCUCAGUACCUUGACCAUGGCCACCCUGCCGCAUUACUUUUCCUGCACGGAUCCGCCUCCUAUGCAACGACCUCGCCAGAAGGACAAAUGUGAGGGUCUUGGCUCGGAGACAGAGCAGAUGAAUAAGACGCCUUGUGAGGUGAAUCACUGAGAUGUGUCAAAUGACGCCUUUUUUUUGUCAUUGUGUUGCCCACUCCACAUGGUGGUGAUUCAUACUCUUUGAUUGACACGCGUCAAGCUUGUUAAGCUUAAAUCGAAUUUGCACAUUGUAGGUGAAAUGGGAGUGGUGAUUUAAUAUUUAAUAAGUUCUUGUUGGAUGUAGCACACAUGCUACUUUCCAAGUGGUGUGAAGAUGACGCACAGAUGACCUUUUAUUCACGCUAUUGUGUAAGAAGGACGUUGGACGCUUGAUAACGAAAUAGCGCACGGAGCUGCUGUGUCAUUUGUUGGGACACCGAAAAUAAUCAGAACGAUCUGCUUUUAGUUUGGUAGAACCUCACACACUCAGGAACACAAAACCGCUGCAAAUAACUGUCCACUUUUGUAACUCAUUAAUCAAGACUGCUGGUUACUUGAUACGUUCUUCGGCAACUUGGCAACUAUUAUCCCUUUUCCACCAACAUUCCGAGGACUAAAAAGACUUUAAAUGUAAGUAUUAAAUAAGUCUCGGUAAUAUGUGUGGUCAAAGUUCCUGAAAAUGUAUCAGAUCAGGCGUGGGAUUGCUACUAGGAACUUUUCUCGGGAGAGUUCGGCAGCUUUUUUCAAAUCCCAAAUUAAUGAGAAAAGUUCCUUUGGUGGAAAAAGGCUUUGAAGUUAAUGUUAAAUGGGGUAAUACCCAAUGUGAUUCAAGUCUUAUAUUCAAUAUGAAAUCUGAUGUUUUGUACGUCCUAUUGAUUAAA